AUGAACCAUGACACUAGAAUUCUCAUCGUCGGCGCGGGAACCUUCGGCCUUUCGACUGCCUACCACAUGGUUCGGUCAGGUUACAAGUCCAUCACAGUCCUUGAAGCUGGAGACACGGUCCCCUCGCCUCUUUCUGCGGCCAACGAUCUGAACAAGAUCAUCCGAGGUGAAUAUGAGGACCCGUUCUACACCGACUUGGCUCUCGAGGCCAUGACAGAAUGGUCUACCAACCCCGUAUUUGCACCGCAUUACCACCAAGUGGGUUAUCUCUUGGCGAACUCGGCUUCCGCCCCAGAAAAAAGCAAGAAAUCGCUGUCAACCAGCCUCAAGAGCGUCGAAACACACCCAGCAUGGAAGGGAAAGAUCACCCCAGUCCAGACGCGCGAGGACAUCCGAGCCGCUGCCCCAGCCCUGAACGGGCCUAUGGAUGGCUGGGUGGGUUAUUUCAAUCGCUUCGCUGGCUAUGCCCACUCAGCGAAUGCCUUGGCAUCUGUCUACAAGGCGGUGGCCAGCUUGGGAGGAGUGAUACACUGUGGUUUGACUGUGACGGAGUUAUUACAGAAAUGUAUUGGGGUAAAAACACGUUCCGGGAAGAGCUUCUCGGCAGAUAUCGUGGUCCUCACAGUUGGAGCCUCCCUGGCUUCUGUGCUUCCGCAGGUUGGACCUCAGGUCACGGCAAAAGCCUGGAGCGUAGCACACGUCCAGCUGACUAAGGAGCAGGCUGAUCAGCUUGCGGGGAUCCCGGUGACAUACGCAAGGGACCUCGGCUUCUUCUUCGAACUGGACCUAGAGACUCUGCAGCUAAAAGUUUGUCCGUUUGGAGGGGGCUAUACAAACCGCGUAUCUAUUCACGGAUCAAACCACUCCCUUCCCCCGCAGAUCAACGACUUCAUACCCGCACAGGACGAGCAGAAGAUCAGAAACCUUCUGCGUGAGACACUGCCCGAUCUCGCCGAACGGCCGUUGAUAUGCCAGCAUAUUUGCUGGUGCGCUGACUCGGCUGACUCGGACUUUAUCGUGGAUUUUGUGCCCGGAGUUCAGCGCCUGGUUGUUGCCAGCGGAGAUUCUGGCCACGGUUUUAAGAUGCUGCCAAUCAUAGGUCGUUUUAUUCAAGUCUUGGUGGAAGAAGGUAAUCAAAAGCUUGUACGGUGGCGGUGGAAGGAGGGAAAUGACGCUGGUGGUAACGUCAGCUGGAGAACCGGGGACGUAUUCGAUUUGAAGAGUCUUGGAAUUCAUGCCGGUGCCCAGUUAUAA
Cryphonectria parasitica EP155 is the source of this 1254-nucleotide messenger RNA. RefSeq lists its product as uncharacterized. Lineage: Eukaryota; Fungi; Ascomycota; Sordariomycetes; Diaporthales; Cryphonectriaceae. The transcript is spliced from 2 exons. The coding region runs from base 1 to 1254 and encodes 417 amino acids. The record is from RefSeq and is a predicted model, not a curated record. Gene Ontology annotation, molecular function: flavin adenine dinucleotide binding; sarcosine oxidase activity; saccharopine oxidase activity.